AUAUACUUAUCUGUACGUUGUAUAAGUGCUUCCAGUAUUACGUAUGUGCGCUGGGACACUUUAGUGUUUUGUAAACAAGCUAUCACACUGCUUUCGUAGACGGAAUACAGAUGAACGCAAAACGUGGUUUCUUAUCGCGCAAACCCCAAAGGAGUACCAUCCCGUUUUAAAUUUUCAGUUUUUUAACAUAUUUUGUCAUUACAACGAUGGCUUUAGUGACUUUUCUAUCAUAUGGACCUUACUUUAUGAGCGCAGUGGUGCUUCUUUUUACCUACUUAAUCUUGAAAAACCGCGGACUACCCCCAGGUCCCUUUAGUUUGCCUUUAAUCGGUAAUGCAGGCAUAUCAGACAACAAAAAGUUGAUGAUUUUACUGAAGAAUUUGGAGAGAAAGUAUGGAAGCAUAUUUCGGUUUAGACUUGGUGCGCGUCACGUUACCGUGGUCGGUGGACUUGAAAACAUUAAACGGGUUUUGGAGCAAGAUUCUUUGCAACCGUACCGACAAUGGCCCAACUUCAUCACGGCAGUUCAACCAUCUCCAGGCUCUUCAUUGGAGAACGAUGAGCUUUCGAAGGUCCUUGGUCAGCUGUCCAAGAUGACCGCCGAUAAUUUCCUGAGAGAGAAAACCUCAAUAGAGGCAACCAUUCUAGAAGAGGUUCGAAACCUGCAGAGGGAACUGUCGGCAGAGAAAUGUCGACCAAUCAGCAUGCUGAAUAUAGUUACAGAAGCCGUGUACAACAUUGUGUCAGCUGUUACGAUUGGUGAAAGACUUGAGUUUGAUAGACCAUCCUGUAGACGUUUUAAAGAAUGCCUCCAAGAAAUAUCCAGAUGUAGCAAUUUUGUUACCCCUGAGAAUGGCGUCAGUGUCCUUCGGUUCCUGUCCACUAAAAGGAUUUCAAAACUUCGAGAUUCCGUCAAAUAUGUACAAGAGUUUCUAGAACCCAGAUUGAUCAAUCACAAAUCAUCUUUGAUCAAGAAAGACCUUCCGGAUUUCAUAGACGUUUGUUUAAAGCGCAACAGCACCGAAGGAAAAUUAAUCAACGAUGGAGGCAUUCUCCAGGGGGUAAUUAAUUUUUUCGUUAGUGGCUGUGAACCCACCAUCAGUGUAUCGAUGUGGAUGUUUUUGUUGAUGACGCGAUACCCUGAACUUCAAAAGAAAUGUCGCCAUGUCAUUCGACUGCAGAUAAAAGAUGAUGGAUGUGUUUCCUGGGGAGACCGCGAGCAGUUCCCGUUUAUCCUAGCGACAAUACAAGAGGCGCAGCGCUUUUCUAACCCAGUGCCGUUCGGAUAUCCAUACGAAGUUUCGUCAGAAACAGAUGUUGGAGACUUCAGAGUCCCAAGCGGCGACCUGCUCCUGAUGAAUUAUCAGUCGUGCCACAUGGAUCAUACGUACUGGAAACGUCCUGCAGAAUUCCGACCGGAAAACUUCACGGAUUCGGACGGAGAGCUCGUCCACCAUGAGGCCUUCUUGCCUUAUGGAUUUGGGCCUAUAACUUGCAAGUUCAACAGCUUCGCAGACCAAAUUUUGUUCCUCGUUUUUACAAAUAUAAUCAGCAAAUUCGAACUCCGAGCACCGGACGAACACCCAAGUCCACCUCUUACUGCAGAAGAGGGGCCUAUACGAUAUCCCAAACCUUACUACGUUGUGCCGUAUCCCAUACAGGAUGAGAAGGACUAAAACAUGCUAGAGGAUUGUUCACGUUGUGUAAAGGAUUGAGCUUCAAAAGAACAUACUCUGCAUUAUAUAAUAGGUAUAUUGGUGAAUAUUCGCGCGUGGGUCUGACACGUUUGUACCGGGCUGAAACAUGACAGCACUCAUUAAUAUCUUCAUCAGUCUGCAACAUUAAUUUUCAAAUAGGAUUUGCACUGAGUGCCUCUUUCGUGCAGCAUUGUUCUGACAGGAACAGUUGCUGCGAAUGAAUUAUAGUAAAAAAGACGGUGAGAUCUUAACUACAAGGCCAAGUGCUUGGUUUCAAUGGCAAUUGUUUACAUUGGAGGUAAAAAUGUGCUCUGAAUCCGUAGCGUCCGAUGUGACUAGACACAUUGCAAACUCGACUGUCAGGGUAAUUUCCUGUAAUAAUUUGCAUGCAUUAUUUAAAUAAAAAUAUUAUUAGAACUUCAAA
Messenger RNA from Ostrea edulis (European flat oyster), 2121 nucleotides. RefSeq names its product cytochrome P450 2U1-like. Gene Ontology annotation, molecular function: oxidoreductase activity, acting on paired donors, with incorporation or reduction of molecular oxygen; heme binding; monooxygenase activity. The transcript is spliced from 8 exons. The coding region runs from base 207 to 1676 and encodes 489 amino acids. Lineage: Eukaryota; Metazoa; Mollusca; Bivalvia; Ostreida; Ostreidae. The record is from RefSeq and is a predicted model, not a curated record.